Pelodiscus sinensis (Chinese soft-shelled turtle) is the source of this 4604-nucleotide messenger RNA. The record is from RefSeq and is a predicted model, not a curated record. NCBI's taxonomy places the organism in Eukaryota, Metazoa, Chordata, Testudines, Trionychidae.
ACAGCACGGGUACUGAUUGCCCCAUGAAUGACAUAAAGUCAGAUAUGUAGCAUCACCAACCUUUAAUUUCCAUACUGUGGAAACGAAUGAUAGGAUGUAAGCAAGACAGACAUUUUUCUGUGGCUAAUUCUUCCCUCUUAUAAUCAUGAUUUUCCUACUAAUAUGUCUUCAGGAGCUACUAUACGGGGGUGUUUCAAAUGAUGAUCUUUUUGGAUUCUGUAACUUCCUCUUCUCCAUUGAAGUGAUUCUGGGAUACAGGCUUACAACACAAAUACAGAUCUAGUUUAGAAAUAGUAAUGGGGAUAUAAAUAUGUCUUCUUUAUAACUAUACUAGCAUUGCUCAGGUCUUUAACUGAAUUAACCUUUUUUUAAAAAAUGAAAGAAACUGAGGGUUCAGGUGUAAGGAGAGGCGGAGGUCUGUGGUUUAGGACAAAGGGUUGGGAGCUAUGGAGGAGCUCCAGGCAGGAUGUAUGGCCUCAGGGAAGGGGGAAGGAGGCAGGGGGCUCUAGGGGCUGCCCCCUCCUCCAGUGCCCUCCACAGCCUACAGGCUCUCCAUGAGGGGGACAGGCUUUGAGGUAUGGGGGACUUGGGGCAUGGGGGCUACUCACCCAGUCUGGUCACUCUCUUCGUGCUGCAGCUGCUCUCAGAGGCCACACUCAGCAUUGUGUCCGUCCUCUCUGUGCCCUUCCCUUUUAUGUCCCUCCCCUCUCUACCACUUUCCUUUCCAUGUUAUGGAAAACAGUUCCAUUCCUGGCACUUCCGAUUUUCCAGGAACACCCAAACCCUGACACUGGUUUAAGUUUGGGUAAGAGGAAGCUACAUACCAAAUUUGGUGGUCCUAGCUGUUACAAUUUAAGUGAAGUAAUUGUACAAACUCAUAAACGAACAACCUCUACAUUCUGCAUUGACUUAAGCACUGACAAAGGCAGGCAUCCAGGGUGUCCUUUAAAGAAUAAAACAGGCUGACAAGUAUUGUAAAGUUGACUCCAUGCCGAAACUGUUGUUAUCGUCUGUUCCUUCUCUCCUACUGUCAAUUGCUGCUAGGUUCUUACCCUUCAUUUUGAAGGGUAGGAUUUGCAAUUUCUUGCAGGGCUGCUGCAAUGCCCUGUCAUAAUGUUUGGUCAUAAUGUUUGGUGUAAGAUGCCAACUGUCCCAAUUUCAGUUAUUUCUCUUGGCAAAACAACAUACUUCUACCUAUACACUUCUGGGUUAUAGUGUUGCAAUUUUGAGACACCCAGAAAAGAGGAACAAUCAUUCAUCAAAAUGAUGAAACUCCUGUUGCUAUAGUUCAUGCCGGACUGUACCCAACUUCUUUCUUUUGCCUCUCCCCAUUCUUCUACUGAAUUAUUCAGUUAAUUUCCCCACUUUGCCGAACCACUUUUAAGCCAGUUUCAGAAGGCUGUUCAUGUUUAAUUCUCAGUGAGUUUUUUUCACUAUUUUUAUUUUAGGGUCUUUUUAUGGUUUAUUGCAGCUCUUUUCCAGCACGUUUGUGGUAAGUUUUAAAUACUGGAUCUUUAAAAAUAUAUUGAUGUUUCUAUUAACUUGGUGAGAAAAUUGUUAACAUUAAUGGUAAUACUUUGGGGAAUGUGAAACUGUACAUUUACUAGUAUUCACCUAAGCCCUUGACGUUGGUGAAACUGUUCUGAUCUAUGCAGAACUUUUUUUUUUUCAAUUAUAGGAACAACUCUAAUCCUUGAGGUGACUAGUACACCAGAUGAAAUUUUAGCUGAAUAGCAAAUCUCUGUCUUCAUUCAAAAUAGCAGCUUAAUCAGUCAAAUGUGUCAGUCAUUCAAUGUUCUGUUUAACAUCAUUGCUAUUAAAACAGUUUUCUUCAAAGUAGUAGUCUGCAGGAAGAAAUAAUAUUAUGGAUCAGAUCUCUGAAAUUGUGUAAUCGGUGUUUGCCAUUCUCUGGUUAAUAUGAAGUCUGUUGAAAUGUGCCCGAUGACCUUAAUCCAUGCAUCAUGUCUCAAACUUUUUUUCCCCCAUAGGUUAUACUUUCCCCCCGCACCCCUUUCCCAGAAAGGUCAUAGUUCAGGAAUGCAUUCUGUAUCUGCCAGCACUUCAGAUCUGUGCUCCUAGAUUUCAUCCACCUGUGUGGCACCUAGUCAUCUUUUCCUCUGGUGUUGCAGCUUCCCUGGACUUGUGUAUGGUUCCUAUCCUCUCCUGCGUAAAGAUUCUUUUCUGCCAUGAUGCAUGGCUGCUGGAGUGAUGUAAUAGGAAGACAAUAUUCCCUGCUUGCCUGUAUCCUCUUCAGUGCACUGGGUUAUUUCCUGCUUGGCAUGUCCACCAAUGUGUGUUUAUUUGCCAUUGCUAGGGUCCCUGUAGGCAUUUUCAAACACACCCUGUCCAUUUCAAAAGCUCUUCUUUCUGACCUGGUUUCUGAGAGAGAACGCCCUCUUGUAAUAGGACACUUCAAUGCAGCCUCCAGUGUUGGUUUCAUUCUGGGUCCUGUGGUUGGGGGCUACUUUACAGAGCUGGAGAGUGGCUUUUACCUGACAUCUUUUGUCUGUUCUUCCAUCUUCAUUCUGAAUGCUGGUCUUGUCUGGAUGUUACCAUGGAGUGAAGAUCACACAGAGAAUAAUGAAAACGAACAGACCACUAGUAACAGCAAAGCGACAGCAAAGUCAAACUAUGACCCACAGGUUAAAUCACUAGCUAAUGGAGCAAUGAAAUAUGAUGAGUCCCUGUGGAUUCAAGUAGUGUCAGUGCUGAAGAGGAUUAAAAGCAUUGCAUGCUCUGAUCUGUGGGAUAUAUUUUUAGUACGGUUACUAAUGUCUGUAGCUGUAAUGUUGUAUUAUAGCAACUUUAUUCUGGCAAUUGAAGAGAGAUUUGGGGUGAAACCUAAGCUCACAGGAUACCUCAUAAGCUAUAGUAGCACCCUUGGAGCACUUGCUGGUUUUCUACUUGGACCAAUAACAAAACUCUAUCAAUAUAACACUUAUGCACUUUUAUUACAUUCCACUGUUCUCACCUGUGUGUUGAUAAUGCUGUAUUCCACGGCACUCAGUAUAUGGACGGUUGUUUUAUCAUCAACAUUUUUAGCAUUUUCAACCACAGUAGGACGCACGUGCAUCACUGACCUUGAGUUGGCCCUAGGUGGGAAUCAGGCCAGUGGCACACUAAUAGGAGUUGGUCAGUCUGUGACCUCUGUGGGACGUAUAAUUGCUCCACUUCUCUCAGGAAUUGCACAAGAGUUCAGUCCAUGUGGCCCUCCAAGUCUUGGGGUGGGGUUGGCGCUGGUGGCUAUUCUGAUAAUGCUCAUAAACACACCGCGAUAUUGCAGCAGUAGAAAUACUAAAUUAAAAAGUGAAUAGCACCUAAUUUUGGACAUGCUGGUAUAUUGUCAGUAAAAUGCAAAGUGCGGUUAUGUUUUACUAAAGAAUAGUGAUCGCUAACGAAGCCUGUAUAGUAGCAACAGGCUGUUUUAUAAAAGAAACAUCAGCAUGACUGAACCUUCAGAUUCAUGCAGACUUGUCUGCUGCAGGAUCCUUCAUAAAGACAUGCCUGUAGAUCAGAGGGAUGUUCUUUUUCUCGGGCGCAGGUAUCAUGUAAAACCUUUCGUAAAAUGAGAAGUUGUAUUUUCUGUGUGCUAGUAAGUUUGAAAACCCUUCAAGAAAAAAUGAUUAAUUAAAAAGUAAAAUUUGGUAUCUGCACUUAUCCUAAGUAAGUAUUUUAAAGAACCUCUAGAACUUCCUGUGCAAUUUUGCUCCACCUUGAUUUUAAGAAUAACCACUCCUUCCUGGUUCUUUAGAUGGUUGUAUAAGACAAAUUUUGAAAAAUCUAGUCAUGUUUUAAAGUAGAGGUGUGAAUGGUUAACUGGUGGGGGCUGACUAAUUAAAUGGGAUUUUACAUCCUUAUUUUAAAGUGUUUGUUCCAUAUGGAGAUAUAAAUUAAAAUGCCAAUUUAGGUAAUAAGGGAAAAUGUUUGGCAGCUUACUCUUCAUUUGUGUGUAUCUGUUUUAGAAGGCCAAAACUAAUGUUUAUACAGGUAACAGCAUUGAGAAAAUGAGAGGCUUAUGAGGAUGGUUUUCAUAGCACUGGUCCAUACUGUGCGAGGUUCAGGUCACUGUUACUAGCCCAUUUUUUAUGAGCAUUAUAUUUGAUCCACUCUUUAAAAAAAAAAAAAAAAAAAAAGUUUGGUCCUAUAGUGCCUUCCUCUGAAAGUUUCAUAGCAUUUCCCCUCUAAUUAUUUGAUAUAGUGUUCAGAGCUUCUCUUCAGUUUUUAAUUGAAAUUUAAUAUAUAUAAUGUGCACAUGCAUCUUUAAAUGUUACUUCAAAGCCAUCACAGAUGGUGUUUUGUAAUUUUUGUUUUUCAAUCAUCUUUUCCUUCCUUCUUCAGUCAAGUGUCUUCUCUUACAGAGUGCCUGUUCCUAUUUGAAAUUGCUGGCAAAGCCCCAUUGAUCUCAGUGAUAGCAUAGUGGGAACAUACAAAUAUUUUAAUUACUUUAAAUUUGAUGGGUAGACUUAAUGAGACUCAUCUAUAUGAGUGCCGUCUACACAGCAGUGUUAUUUCGGAAUAAGUGAUGUUAUUUCAAAAUAACAUAGUCCGCAUCUGCACUAUAAGCAGUUAUUUUGACAUAAUGUCAAAGUAAUGGCGAGCUGGAG